Dunckerocampus dactyliophorus (ringed pipefish) is the source of this 1862-nucleotide messenger RNA. RefSeq names its product dyskeratosis congenita 1, dyskerin (gene dkc1). Lineage: Eukaryota; Metazoa; Chordata; Actinopteri; Syngnathiformes; Syngnathidae. Gene Ontology annotation, cellular component: box H/ACA snoRNP complex. Gene Ontology annotation, biological process: mRNA pseudouridine synthesis; rRNA pseudouridine synthesis; box H/ACA sno(s)RNA 3'-end processing. The transcript has 16 exons. The record is from RefSeq and is a predicted model, not a curated record. Gene Ontology annotation, molecular function: pseudouridine synthase activity; RNA binding. The coding region runs from base 262 to 1731 and encodes 489 amino acids.
AUGAUCUCGUCUGCGGCCGCCUCCGUCACGUCCUGGUUUCGAGCGUAUACGGGCCAGCGCUGACCAGGGUUGAACUUUGGGACUACCGGUUGUGAUUCCUCAGAACCUAGAAGUCAGAUCAAGACUGACACUUUGGGAAGAACAGAGGGGGUGUGUGCAGUAGAGCAAUAUGUCCACAUGAUGGCAGCCAAGCAACUCUGAAAAAGCCUUAGAGGAAGCGGAAGAGGCGGAGCAACGUGAAGCUGCGUCACUUAAACUAAGAUGGCGGACGCAGAUGUAUCAAAGAAGAAGAAGAAGGCAAAGAAAGUUAAUGAUGUUGGGGAUGUUCAGCAGAGCGGCGACUUCUUCAUCCAACCAGAAAGCAAAAUUCCUGCCUUGGACACGUCUCAGUGGCCCCUCCUCCUGAAGAACUUUGACAAACUCAACGUUCGCACGUCUCAUUACACGCCACUUCCCAGUGGCAGUAAUCCCCUCAAGAGGAGCAUCCAGGAUUACAUCAGGUCAGGCUUCAUCAACCUGGACAAGCCUGCCAACCCGUCCUCUCACGAGGUGGUGGCGUGGAUCCGCAGGAUCUUGCGUGUGGAGAAGACUGGUCACAGCGGAACACUGGACCCCAAGGUCACCGGCUGUCUGAUCGUGUGUGUGGACCGAGCCACGCGAUUGGUCAAAUCCCAGCAGAGUGCAGGGAAGGAGUACGUGGGAAUCGUUCGGCUGCACAACGCCAUUGAGAGCGAGCACACACUGGCUAGGGCGUUGGAGACCCUGACAGGCGCUCUGUUCCAGCGACCGCCGCUAAUAGCCGCCGUCAAGCGCCAGCUGAGAGUGCGAACCAUCUAUGAGAGCAAACUAGUGGAAUACGACCCAGACAGGAGGCUUGGUAUCUUCUGGGUCAGCUGCGAGGCCGGAACUUACAUCAGGACUCUGUGUGUCCACCUGGGUCUUCUCCUGGGGGUUGGUGGUCAAAUGCAGGAGCUCAGGAGAGUCCGUUCUGGAGUUCUGGGAGAGAAGGACAACUUGGUGACCAUGCAUGACGUGUUGGACGCUCAGUGGCAGUUUGACCACAACAAAGAUGAGUCGUACCUCAGGAGGGUCAUCUUUCCUCUGGAGAAGCUGCUCGUCUCUCACAAACGUUUGGUGAUGAAGGACAGCGCUGUCAACGCCAUCUGCUACGGCGCCAAGAUUAUGUUACCAGGUGUCCUUCGCUACGAGGACGGCAUUGAAGUCAACCAGGACAUUGUUGUCAUAACGACAAAGGGCGAAGCCAUCUGUACAGCCGUCGCUCUCAUGACAACUGCCGUCAUUUCAACGUGUGAUCACGGCGUGGUCGCCAAGAUCAAGAGGGUCAUCAUGGAGCGAGACACCUACCCUCGGAAAUGGGGUCUGGGUCCAAAGGCGUCUCAGAAGAAGAUGAUGAUCCAGAAAGGACUCCUUGACAAACACGGCAAACCAAACGGCAACACUCCAGAUGCCUGGAAGAGUGACUACGUGGACUACAGUGUCUCCAAAGAUGCUGAAUCGUGUGUCACACCUGCCAAGAGGAAGAUACAGGAAGUGGACAGUGAAACAGAAGCCACACCUUCUGAGCAUCCUCACAAAGAGAAGAAGAAGAAAAAAGAGAAACGGGUCAACCCGGAGGAGGUCCAGCCUGAGGAUGCUGGAGCAGAGCCUGAGAUGUUUGAAAGUGGCAAGAAGAAAAAGAAGAAGAAACAAAAAGAUGAAGUGCCUGAGUGACCCCAGUCACAAGCCCCGUCCACAACACGUAAUGUAUGGUGGGAUGAGAAGACUGCACAACAGACAUCUUUAAUUUUUUUUAUACCUUUUGUUUUUGUAAAUAUGCUUUAAAUAAAAGUGCUUGUUUUUCA